This is a messenger RNA of Pyrus x bretschneideri (Chinese white pear), 2061 nucleotides long. RefSeq names its product elongator complex protein 5. Gene Ontology annotation, biological process: tRNA wobble uridine modification. The record is from RefSeq and is a predicted model, not a curated record. Gene Ontology annotation, molecular function: tRNA binding. NCBI's taxonomy places the organism in Eukaryota, Viridiplantae, Streptophyta, Magnoliopsida, Rosales, Rosaceae. Gene Ontology annotation, cellular component: elongator holoenzyme complex; cytosol; nucleus.
GCAUUCGGGGGAUAUGAAUGAAGAAAACUUGUUUUAUUUCUUUCCUUUCCUGUUAUUUCCUUCCCUGUUCUGUUGCCUUGUGUGUGUGACUCCAUCAGCCGUCUCUUUGCGGCAGUCAACAUCGAUCCCCUUCUCUGUUCAAAUUCAUAGGCCCCGUCUCCUCUCUCUCAAUUCGUACUUCGUAGGGACCAAAGUUUGAUUCGCGGCGUUAUGUCACCGUAGCUCCGGUUAUCCUUCAACGCUUAAAUUUGAUCUCCUCUGCCUGCAAAUGCGAAAUGGGAACUCAUCUGCUUCUAUGGAGUGUUGAAGACUUGUAGUUUAAAGUUUUACCAAAUCUCUUCGUUUUCUUUCCAAAGGACCAAAUAACACUCCAAGGUUCAAGUACCCAGCAACAAUGGCGGAAUGGGUUUGCAGAGCCCUUCGAGACGGUGCGUUGGAAGGCGAGCAUGCACCUGCUCUCGCAAUCAAGGACUCAAUAGUCUCACCUCUCGGCUUCCAAGUUUUUGGUCACGUCCUCUCCCAGCUCUCCACCAACAUUUCAGCCGGAAAAUCUCAGUCACGAGGUCUUGUGCUCGUCGCAUUUUCUCGGAGUCCGUUGUAUUAUGUGAAUUUGUUGAAGAGGAGAGGACUCGAUAAUUCCUCUCAGCAACGGAUUCAGAUUUUGGAUUGUUACACGGACCCUCUUGGAUGGAGAGAAGGGCUUGUGGAGUGUGGAAGUGCGAAAAAUCUCCCUCAUGAAGUUUACAAAGCAGCUAGUGUUUGCAGGAAUGUGAAGGAUGUGGACACGUUGCUCUCUUCAAUUAUUUCACUUGGAGAAGGAUUGGUUGGACAAGGGAAAGUUAGUUUCAGUGUUGCGAUAGAUUCGGUAAAUGAAAUGUUAAGGCAUGCAACUUUGUCAUCAGGUUCUGGCCUUUUAAGCAACCUUCGCUGCUGUGAGAAAAUUUCAAGCAUCUUUUGGUUUUUCCGCGAUCUUUGUGAAGAAAGGGUCACUGCUGUUAUUGAAUACAUGUCCUCUAUGGUGGCCAGCAUAGAACCAUUAAUCCCAUUUACAAAUGGACACAGAGGUAAUUCAGAGAAUCUUUCUUUAGCUGAACGGAAUUUUACACAAGGGAAAUUUCAUGUCAGAUGCAAACGUAGAAAUGGACGUGUCCUAGUGAUGUUUGAAGAAAUUCAUGUUGGGCAGUCGGGCAUCAACUUCACAUCCCCUUCAUCUGAAGAUGGAGUAAUCAAUCAAGUCAAUCAAGCCCUUUUGCCGAAGGUGCAAUUCAAUCUACAGCUGUCAGAGAAAGAGAAAAAUGAUAGGGCCAAGGUUGUACUUCCGUUUGAACACCAAGGAAAUGGUAAACCUGUACAAAUUUAUGAUGGUCGAAAAUCUCUGAUGGAUAGCAAAUAUGAUGCUGCACCUGCUUCAACUGUGAAUUCAAACACCAAUGAUGAGUCUAGCAAGGGCGAAAUAAUAUAUUAUCGUGAUUCAGAAGAUGAGAUGCCGGAUUCUGAUGAGGAUCCUGAUGAUGAUUUGGAUAUUUAGUGGUUUUUCUUCGUUCAGAAUACUGGAAAAUGGUUUGAUUGCGAUUUGGGAAUCCAAUUGUCAUGUAUGUUCAAUCAAGUGGGAGGAAAUAUGUUAUAAAUUUUCCCAAGACCGAAGGAUGAUAGUGGGAAUGAGUCUGAGAUCUAGAAAGCCAAACAAAUAUCAGAAGAUAGAAGGUUGUAAAUUUCUUGCGCUCACACCACACACUGCUUAUUCUGUCAGAUAUCCACGUUUGGAAUAAUAUACUGGCGAAAAUUUGGACUGGAGGUCUCUGUUGUUCUCUUGCUCACAUGGAUUUCAACCUUACCCAUUUUCCUGCUUUUAUCCUUUGUAUGCGAUGAAGUAACUAUUGGGUUAAUUGACUAGUGCUAGAAUAGUAUUUCGAAGGGGAGAAACAUUUGCUGCAGGUGAACUGGAUCGAUUUUGUCCCCGAAAUCUGAAGUCGAUCCUUACUGGCAGUCUGUAUGAUAGAUAUAUCGGAAGCUUUUAUUACCGGAAAAUAUAAAUUCAGAUGUUAAAGGUUUUGCAUUCUA